This is a messenger RNA of Morchella importuna, 1350 nucleotides long. RefSeq lists its product as uncharacterized. Gene Ontology annotation, molecular function: cyclin binding; ubiquitin protein ligase activity; ubiquitin conjugating enzyme binding. Gene Ontology annotation, biological process: proteasome-mediated ubiquitin-dependent protein catabolic process; protein autoubiquitination; protein polyubiquitination. Bases 1 to 1350 code for a protein of 449 amino acids. The record is from RefSeq and is a predicted model, not a curated record. NCBI's taxonomy places the organism in Eukaryota, Fungi, Ascomycota, Pezizomycetes, Pezizales, Morchellaceae. Gene Ontology annotation, cellular component: cytosol; ubiquitin ligase complex; nucleus. The transcript is spliced from 2 exons.
AUGUCUUCCUCCUCCUCCACCUCCCCCCCCGUCCCCAAACCGCUCUUCCACGCUGAGCUCCUCCCCCUCAUCCGCUCCGUCACAAUCUGCAUAACUCUCCCCACGCCGUCCACGCCCACCACCCGCCUCACCCUCACAUCCCCCACCGAGCUCCUCCUCGCCCACAACGGCACAUCCACGCCCCUCCCGCUCCCUGGCGCCGUCGCCAUCCGCGUCGCCGCCGCAACCCUCCGGGCAUCCAUCCCCGCCGGCGAAAAAACACUCUCGUACCGCCUCCCCAUUGCAGCUCCCGCCGCUGCCGCACCCCCAAGCACAGAGCCCGCCGAGAACUAUGUGCCGUGGUCUGCACCUGUCCUGGUACAGGCGGGGAAGAGCGUCUCGCUCAUGUGCAAGGCGUGUGCGUGUGUGAUUGUUGACGGUACAAGCGUGAAGAAUUGGAAGGAUCUGCCGUCGGGGAAUUGGGCGGAGAUGAUGGAGUUCUGGCAUUGCCAUAAGCCGGGGCCUGAUAAGAAGAAGCAGCAGCAGCAGACUAAUGGGGUUCAUACCAAUGGUGUUCAUGCCAAUGGUCAUACCAAUGGUGGUCAUACUGCUGCUACUGCUGCUCCUACCGCUGCAGCCGCCGCGACGAAUGGCGAGGGGGCGAGGUAUGGUGCUCUCCAGGGAGGGUUUGGGGCCGAAGCUGGCACGGUGCUAGUGGAUUUGACGUAUUUUUUGGUUGCGCAGGCGGAUUGUGUCGGUGUGCAGGUUGUUGAGUCAACCCAAUACCCGCACGGCCUCUACUGCACAAACUGCAAAGCCCACCUCGGCGCCACGGACCCGCAGACACACAGCUACAGCCUCAACAAGUGGAAGCUCAAGCUGCACCUCUCCGCGCACGGCAUCAGCGAGGAGUACUCCUACCCAGUAGAGCCCUUCCUUUCCGCCAAGCUGCUCGCGCUCGCCGAGGGCGAGGGCGUGCGGCGCAUGCUCAUCUCCUCUUCUUCCUCACCUGAGGAGAAGAACAAGCUGCGUCUGUGGCUGUUUAGUACGGACGUGAGGUACACGAGUAGCGCGGUGGAGAGGCCGAUGAGGGCUGUCAAGGUGUUUUAUCAGGAGGAUGAUGGACAGGUGGGUGGAGAUGGACAGCAGCAGCAGCAGCAGCAGCAGCAGGGGACGGCGAUGGGGAGUGGCGGGUUCGAGGAGGUGAGGUUGCAGGGGGAGAUGGUGGUGGGGUUGAGGGAGAGGUUGGAGGAGGGGUUGGGGCUGGAGGUUGCGGCCGGGGUCGGUGUUGGCGGCUUUCACGGGUGGAAGGUGGGCUAUCUCAUGAGGUUUGAGAGGGAGAAUACGGUUGUGAGGGGGUUGGUUGGAUAG